This is a messenger RNA of Petromyzon marinus (sea lamprey), 3140 nucleotides long. Lineage: Eukaryota; Metazoa; Chordata; Hyperoartia; Petromyzontiformes; Petromyzontidae. The record is from RefSeq and is a predicted model, not a curated record.
CGUGGUUUGUUUUCAUUUUCUUCAGGUGACUCUGCAUUGUCGUGAUGGCAUUAACAAAUCCUGCAUAUGAGAUCAUAAGAACCAACAAAGUGAAACUGCAGACAUACCUCCAGGCGAAUUCUUCAGAAGUUCUUGACCAUUCACAACAAGCAGGGAUAGUCCUGCACAGUGAAUACGCGUCCCUUAAAAGCAAGACUGACCCCAUUGCACGAACACGGGACCUGGUUGACCUGGUGCUCGACAAGGGAGAAGCAGUGUGCAUGAGAUUCAUUGAAGCCGUGCUGGUGCCGCUGAGAUCCGAGAUCCCUCCCUUGGUUCAGUGGAUAUCACAACAUGAGCAGCAGCUCUACGUGAUGGGUGUCGAUCUGAGCAGAUCUGCGGGUAAAGCCAUCCCUGGAGCAGCUUCUCAUAGCCCUGGUGAUGAUUACCGAGAAUUCUUGCUGAAGCUGACAUCAUUAACACGAGACUACAACGCACGACCUGGAGAACCUGCAGUGUUUUUGCGAGAGAGGAUGGUGAAGCCAAUUCUGGUUCCCUACUACCACCAGCAAGAAACCAAGGAGCACGAGUUACUAUCGAGAGGCAAGCAGCACGAGAUAAUGAUGGAGAGAGCACAGAGAGAAGGGAUGACUUACAAUAAUCUCUUUGAUCCCGUUGAAUCCAUUGGGGAACAAAACCACCCCCGACUGGUUAUUGUAGUGGGGACUCCAGGCAGCGGUAAAACCAUGUUGAGCAAAUUCAUUGUGCACAGCUUGCUGUCAGGAGAGAAAGUGUUUGCACAACGCUUUGAGCACAUUGUGCUCAUGAUGUUCAGGGAGAUAAAUGAUGUUGGAGAGAUGUCACUGGCAGAGCUGUUUUCUAAGCUGCACUCAUGUUUGGGAAACAAAGCGAAUGAGAUUUUCACAAACCAAGAGAGAACCCUUUUUGUUAUGGAUGGAUUGGACGAGUUUGGAAAGUGCCUUCACUAUGCCAAUGCUUGUACUGAUCCACGUAAGACGGCAACAGUAGAAACCAUAAUUGCUGCCCUAGUGAAUGGAAAACUCUUGCCCAAGGCCUCGGUCUUGAUAACGACCAGACCCAUUGCCAUGGAGCAGCUGAGUGAAGUGAAUGUUGAUCUAGCUGUUGAAAUCACUGGGUUUUCCAACGAAGCUAAAGUAGCAUUCUUUAACAAAUUUUACCAAGAUAGGAGUCUAGUAGAAAGGGCACUCAAGCUCCUGCAGGAAAAUGAAACAGUGAAUACAUUGUGCCAUAACCCUUCAUUCUGCCAUAUAGCAGCCAUUACACUGAAGGAACAUUUUCAAAAGUCUGAACAUUCUGAGAUUAUCCUCAAAUCAAUGACCGACCUCUUCACACAAUACGUGUUUGGGCUCAUAGUACACCAUAGACGUGGCAGCCGCAGAGCCAAGGAAAUUGUAUCACCGCUUGCCAAUAUGGCUCUGAAGGGGGUUCAGCAAAACAUCCAGAUGUUCAGCCAAAAAGAUCUAGAAGAGUGUGCUGUUAGUUCUUCUGAACUAGGAAGUACAUUCAUCAACAAAGUGUUCACAUGUGAGGGCAUUAAACAAGGGAGUUGUUAUUCUUUUUUACACUUGACAAUGCAGGAAUUCUUUGCAGCAAUAGCCGUGCAUCUGUCACAUUCAACAUGGCCAGUGAGUGACGUCAUCAAAUCUAUUGAGGAUAGCAAAGAUGGGAGGUUGGAUGUGUUUCAGAGGUUUUUUUGUGGACUAGCAUCAAGCACUCCAUGGAAGUUCUUUGAGGGUAUCUUGGAUCCUCCAUCUGCAGAUUCUCAAAAGGAAAUAAUCGAGUGGCUCUAUCGCAGCAUGAAGACUCAGAAGGUUGACAAACACAGGUUCAUCAGUCUCCUGCACUGCGUGCACGAGCUGCACGACUGCAUAUACUUGAGUGAUGUGACUCGGUCCAUGACUGAGAUAGACCUGUCAGGCACAAGGCUGUCCCUGCCAGACUGCGCUGCCCUCUCCUGGAUCCUGCAGCAUCGAGAAGAGCCUGUGCAGACACUCAACCUGUUCGGCUGUGGCAUUGGCACCGAGGAAAUGAAGAUACUCCAGCCUGGACUGCACAGAUGUAAAGAGCUAAUGCUCAGUAACAACGGCAUCGGAGACAGCGGCCUCCGACUUUUGGCUGAUGGGAUGUUGGGGAGAGAAGAGAGUUUGGAGGCGCUACACUUGUAUCAUUGUUCACUGACGGACAAGUCGGGUUCCUAUCUCAGUGUUAUCCUCAAGGCCAACACAGGUUUGCAGAUUCUCAGGCUGAGUGACAACGAGAUCAGAGCCAGCGGACUCAAACGUUUGGCGGACGGGAUGUUCGGGAUAGCAGGGAGUUUGAAGACGUUAGAUCUGCAGUACUGCUCACUGAUGGACAAAUCGAUCCAAUCUCUUCAUGACAUUAUGAUCACCAACAAAUCAUUGAGGGAGCUCUGGGUGGAUGGCAAUGACUUCAGUGAGGAGGGGAAGAAGGAGCUGAGGAGCAAAUGGACUCACAGAGUAAACCUGCGUUUGUAGAUUUAAGCUGAGAGGCGACGCUGACCCAGCAGCAGACGGAGCUGCCCCAUGAGCGAAUCGCACACCAGCCUGUAGCAUUUCACCUCCACAGCUCCGAUCGCCGGCACCGGCUCUGAUACAAUGAGCGAGGAACUCUUUGUGAGCUCCACACGGAGCCGGAGGUGAAUGCGGCUCCAAGAUUCUGAUGAGCGUGGUGAUUACGAUGAUGUUGAAGUGUAUUUAUGAAUGUGUUGUGGAGGGAAGCGAUGUUGGGGGUUGUGGGGGAGUGGUGCUGGGGGGCAUGCGGGGGAAGGGGAUGCAAGUGGAUUUGAAAUGGUCUGGCACUGAGUAGGAAUGUUUUUUUAAUGAACGUGCAUACAUUUGUGCAUGAGUGUUUACCACACUCAUGCACAUGAGUGUGUACCACUCUCAUGCACAUGUCCUAGUCUCAACAGUCACCCUAUAUCUGUUUAAUAUUCAUGUAUUUUAACUUUCAACUGCGCAUUGAUCGGUCUAAAAGUAAUCUUCCAAGUCGACUUCAGCUUGAAGGAAUUUAUUCAUAACUAACAGGAAGUACCCAGCGUUGCCCGAGCGAAAAAGACACACACAACCGCUAUUCGCCACUUGGUGGCGGUGACGUCACCA